ACCAUGUAAUCAGCCAUGUCCAAUGACACAGCAGAUCACUGGUAAAUGCAGUUACCGGUUAUCGGCUGCACUUUCCUCAUGCUGUCACAGGCACUGAUGAUCAGUGCCCAGCAGUGCCGCCCACCUGUGCCCAGCAGUGCCGCAUACAAGUGCCCAGCAGUGCAACCCACCUGUGCCCAUCAGUGCCAUCCAGCUGUGCCCAGCAGUGCCACUCAUCAGUGCUGCCCAGCAGUGCCACCCAUCAGUGCCCCCUAUCAGUGCCCAUCAUUGCUGCAUAUCAGUGCAGCAUCAACAGUGCCGCCUAUCAGUGCCCAUCCGUGCUGCCUAUCAGUGCCACUUCAUCAG
This is a messenger RNA of Staurois parvus, 345 nucleotides long. NCBI's taxonomy places the organism in Eukaryota, Metazoa, Chordata, Amphibia, Anura, Ranidae. The record is from the annotation of a GenBank genome assembly.